Caenorhabditis remanei is the source of this 2361-nucleotide messenger RNA. RefSeq lists its product as uncharacterized. NCBI's taxonomy places the organism in Eukaryota, Metazoa, Nematoda, Chromadorea, Rhabditida, Rhabditidae. The transcript is spliced from 11 exons. The coding region runs from base 1 to 2361 and encodes 786 amino acids. The record is from RefSeq and is a predicted model, not a curated record.
AUGACAAGGAACGGAACAAUGUCAUUGCAACACGAUGAAAUGGAUACAACAAGUCCUCCAAGUGGUUCCGGAACAUCAGCAGCGUCACCUCCAGAAUAUGCGACGGCGGCCACGUUAAGAUCAACUCCCGCCCAAAUGUCAGCGGCGAUUACAGUCGAUUUGGUGGUUGCAGCUCAGAGGGAGGCCAACUUUCUACGAAUGAUCGAUCGGAAAGCUCCAUUGCUUUAUGAGCCAGAUGUUGUGAAUCAUGCACUCAGAAGAUAUGAAACAUUCUGGUUGCCAAUGCAGGCGGCCCAUCCCGAUCUCAAUGUAAUUCCUCCCCUUGAUGUUCACUGGGUUUGGCAUACUCAUAUGUUGAGUCCAAUUCAUUAUCAAGAGGAUUGCGAGAAGCUCGUUGGAAAAGUGAUUGAUCACAAAUUGCUUUCGUCAGAUGAGAUUCAGAAAAGAUAUGAUAGCAGUGUACGAGCAUGGGAUGCCUACUGUAGUCCUGAACUAUAUGAUUUCUUGGCAAGUCAGACACCGCCAACUGCAUACAAGACAAAGUGUAAUUAUGAUAUUGCUGGAGCUGUUCAGAGACAGAGAAAUUUCAAUUAUCAAGUCUCACUUCCACACUACACUUCAGCAAAGUUUCUUUCGGAUGCUGUCAAAAGAUAUAUACAGUUUCUUCUCCUCAAACAAACGUAUGCUGAUCAAUUCUUGACACCUUGCUAUGAUUUUGAUAUCAUUUGGCACACGCAUCAGGUUCAUCCAUCCAGUUAUCUGAGGGAUUGCACAGCAAUAUUCGGUUCUCUUUUGAAACAUGAUGACACUGUGAAUGAUAGAACGAAAGGAAGUAAACUACUGAAAGGAGAGGCUCUCACUAAAAAGUUAUGGACAACUCAUUUCGAUGAACCAUUUUGGAGAAGAGGAUGCAUGUUCAGAGGGCACAAUGCACCUGCUUUUCUGGGUUUCGAAUCUCAGGAUUUGGCAUGUAUUUCUUAUGGAGACAUACAUGUUCCAUCAAUUUCACUCAAAGAUAUUCCGGUUCAAAGAGAACAAUUAAGACUUAAAUUGUGUUAUGGAAACAAGAAAGUGACGACUUUCAAUGCAGAUCUCUCCCAAAAACAAGUCACAAAAUCUGGAUUUUCCCUUGUAUGGCAACCAACGGAGAGCUCAACAUGUGCUUCAAUUGUCAAGUUUCCAUUUGAAAGACGAGCUGCGAAAGACUUGAUCGUCGAACUGGAGAUCUUCGAUAAAAUGUUUCUUCAGCGGAAAGAUCUAAUCAAGUUAAUUGGAAAAGCAACAUUAGAUCAACUUCUUCCUCCGAGCAAUUCAAAAAGUGCUCACAAUGUGGCAGAAUUACAAUUGAAAACAUCGAAAGAUUCAGAAUUCACGGCAAAAGUCAAUGUGACGACAAGUGUGAAUUUGAAUAGAGAACUUCAACUUUUAGUCGGAGAUUUUGUUGAAAGACAGUUAUCUGCCGACUCUCAUCUUGCUUAUCUUUCUCAGUGUGCAUCAUUGAAUCGUGGAUCUUUGAAUGCAAACUCUACUGUACACAUUGCAUCUCAUAGUAUGGUUGAUACUCGAGAUGGAACAAAGUACACGGUUCAAGUGAUUCAUUCAGCACCUCUUCUUCUCUCAAUGAUAUUAGUUUACGGCCGCGAACAACGUCUUCUUUCAAUGGCUCAUCUGAUUGGAGCUGACUCUUUACCAUCUCGUGAUCAGCUUGAUAAUAAUCUGGUACCUUUCCUUCCACAUCUUUCAAAUGCCGAAGAAAGAGCAUUUGUGAUCCUGAAUAAAGAAGGAGACUAUGCAAUAAUAAAAGGAAAAUGGUCAGGAUUCUGUCGGAAACAGUCAGCAACGAAAGGACAGAAAGCAAAGCCAGGAAAUCCGGGACGUCUUCAUGUUGACGCAUUCAAUCUUCUGAAGAAUACUGUACAGAAACUAGAAGUUCCAUCAGCCGAUGGAUCAACGCUAUUCCUUAUUGGAGAUGCUCAAGCACGGCUUCCGGGAAAACGAAUCGAAUGUCGAUCGACGAAUACAGCUGAACAGAUAGCCAGUAUAUUCUGUGUCUCUACACUGUUUGUUCUUUGCAAUCCUGAUAAAGUUCGAUCACGAAACGACAGUACAUCUGUUGGACAUCAAGCACACAAAUGGCCGUUAACAUUGGCAUGUGGAUAUGGAAGACAGCUACCGACCAAUCGAUUACUUUUAUCCUCUGAUCAGGACGGGCUGGGAGGUUGUGAAAUCGCCCCUCUUCUAAUGUGCGGAGUCGGUUGUGAUGGAGCUGCAUGUGGUGCCUGUGGAGCUUGUGGAGCCUGCGGAGCCUGUGGUGGAUGCGGAGGAUGUGGAGGGUGCGGUGGAUGCGGUGGAUGCGGAUAG